This is a messenger RNA of Planococcus citri (citrus mealybug), 1333 nucleotides long. RefSeq lists its product as uncharacterized. The transcript is spliced from 9 exons. Gene Ontology annotation, biological process: poly(A)+ mRNA export from nucleus. The record is from RefSeq and is a predicted model, not a curated record. Bases 172 to 1140 code for a protein of 322 amino acids. Gene Ontology annotation, cellular component: nucleus. NCBI's taxonomy places the organism in Eukaryota, Metazoa, Arthropoda, Insecta, Hemiptera, Pseudococcidae.
UUUCCUAAAAAAAAAAUGUCGAACAUAAACAAUGUGUGAUAUUUUCUUUAUUGAUUAGUUAUCAGUAUUAUUUAAAACUAAAGCUCGUUAAUUAAUUAUUAAUUGUUGUGUGAAAAGGAUCCAUUAACAACGAUUCAUAUUUUACGAAGGAGUAUCAAUAUAUCAGGAAAAAUGUCUAACGAUUAUUCAUCUCUCAAAGUGGUCGACUUGAAAAAAGAAUUGAAAACUCGAGGUCUGAGUACAGCCGGCAAUAAAGACGAGUUGGUGGAAAGACUACACACUUACACUCAAAAUUUAUUGGGAAGUGGUUCAGAUAUUGAUGGUUUUAGUGAAUCAAUAGCUGAAAAUGAUAUAUUGGACGAAGAUGUAUUGAAUGAAGAAUUGGAUUACGAAGAGGACGUGCUAAAGAAGUCAUCGGAACUAGUGUUUUCCGGUUCUGGAGGAAACACUUCGCUCGAUUUACCGGCAGAUGUUUCCGUGGACAGUAAUAAUUCUUCGUUGAAUGUCACCGUAGUGGCAGCUAACGAAGAAAAACCGUUACCGCAAAGAGAGCAAAAUAAUCAAAAAGGCGAGAAAAAAGUCCAUCUUAUCCGAAACCGGUCCUUAUCAUUGAUAUCGAAUACUGACUUGAAAGAGAAUGAUAAAUCAGAUGAAAAUAAUAAAAGCGAGAAUGACGACGAUAACAAGAAAGACGAAUCAAGCAUCAAAUUAUGCACCAAAAUUAUUCCCGAUUCUUUAGAAGAGAGAUUGGAGCUGAGGAAAAGGAAAUUUGGUGUACUGCGAGAAGAAGAUAAAAAGAAAGCCAGAGCGGCUAGAUUUGGCAUCACAACAGAACCGACUACCAAUACCAAACAAUCUGCUGCAUCAAAACCAUUGACUGAAUCCGUAGAUAUUUUGAAAAAUCGAGCACAAAGGUUUGGCCUAACCACUGCACCAGCAUUAGAUAAGACAAAAAUGUUAGAAACGUUGAAAACCCGAGCAGAACGAUUUGGUAAAGUUGUUUCGCCAUUAUUGAAUAAAUUGUCAGAAGAGGAAAAAAUGCAAGCACGUAAGAAUCGAUUUCUAACGACCGGAAAUAACGAUUUAUCGACAGAAGAGAAAAAGAAACUCAGGGCUCAGAGAUUUAAUAUCGCUACUUGAAUUACGCACGUUUCUCGAGUUUUGGUGUAAUGCAUUUUUGACCUCGAUUUUUAUAUUUAUUCAGUUUUUUGGUUCGAUAUUUGUACUGUGUUUGAUCUAUGUAUUAUCGAAGAAUGUAAUUUAGUUUGCUUCAUACAUCGCGUAAUAAAUUAUACUUUUGUAGCAACUGUCACAUGCAGCUGCACUGUUUUCA